CUGAGCAUUGAGCAUUGUCUAUGCGAAAAUUUCUCUACACGCGUUUGUCACUUUGUUAUCAAUCUGUAACAUUCCUUCAGAAAAAAGUGUGAUGAUAUUCUAAAAUUUUACGAAUUCCAUUAAACGUUAACACAAUCACAUAAGUUAGUGAUCACAAUGAAUGGCUUAAUUGUUUUCAAUAAUGCCAACGAUGUAGUCUAUCAGAGGUUCAACAAAACCUUACAAAACCAUUUACUCGACAAGGCCAUUGACCAUGGCUUACUGCCGGAAGAUUUUGCCAAGGAUACAUGCGGACCAAAAGUCGAUCAAAAUGUCUUGGUGCAGCUUUUCAGCCCCAUCAUCAAUUCACAGAGAAUAAUGCAUUGCCAGUUUGACAACUGCUAUUCCAGCAUACAAUGUGAAGAGGAUCUGAAUUUGGUAUUUGGUGAGGUAUUGGGCUAUCAGUUCAUCAGCAUGGCACAGGAAAAAUUGGAGCUUAUGCAGAGGAAAAUGGGUGUGGUCAUGGCUUUGGCCAAGCAUUUGUAUGGUCCCAAUCUGUUUGCCAGCGAUGUGCAGGAGGAAUUGUUCAGCAAAUGCAUGGAGUGCUAUGAGGAUGAGAUAAGAGAUAGUGAUUUGAUACUGCAAGUGGAGGCAUUGCCGCGUCUACUGAUAAAUGCUGAGCUAAGGCGGGCCGUAAAGGGCAGCUUGGAUAGGGCAUUGGAUUGCUUAAGAGAUGGUGGGCAUAUGAAAUGUCAUGCCCUGAUGUUUGUGGGAGUUAAAUUUUUGGCAGUCAACUCCAGCAAAUCGGCUUUGCCCUUAAGCCCCUCCGACUUAUUGUUCCUGGCCUUGUUGAUUCGAGCCUUACAGCGUGAUUCCAGGGGUUUAAACAAAACAAUGGCCAUCUUCCUGCAGGGCAUAGCCCAAGACCCUCAAUCGGGCUGUGUGCCAUGCAUAGCCCACCUCAAUAAAUUGAACAAGGGGGUGGUGUUAAUACAGCUAGUGGAAUAUGCCCCCUUGAGUGUGGCCAGCAGCCUGUAUGAUACCUUCUUUGUAUUGCAAAAAAUUGUCUCCAUACAAAUGCAAGGAGAUGCCGAGGCCUUACGACCCACCUAUGAGUCCUUGGAGACUUUUGUACGCCAGUCUCUGGAUGCGCUGAAGAAAGCCAAACUGAAGGGUGACGAUGUGGAGAGCAGCAUGAAAAAGUUCUCUGCCAAAUGGGAAAAUCUUAAGAAAAUGUACAAUGAAUUUCUCAAGUCCUACGAGAGGGACUUGAUAGUUAGAAUUGAAUCCAACAUACCAUCAUUUUUGGAAGAUCUCAAGCUAUUGUUCACCCUAAGUUGCUGCGAUUCAUCUGCUGUUAACUUCCAACAACUACCCGAGGUGGCCUCUGUGGUGGAGGGAAAACUGUUGGAAUUCUCUGAAUUUUUGGCCGUCAAAGCAGAGAGAAAUGUCACCAUAGAAGCCUAUCUGGAGGAUUUUCCCGGUCUCAUACAUUUCAUAUACAUAAAUCGUUCCUCGGGCUUAAUGAUCUCGCCGGACUUGAAGACCUCCAAUCCCCUGAUACCUACGGAAAAACUUUUCGAUAUGUUGGAAUUUUCACGCAGACAUUUAAAGAAAGGACACUCCUCCAUGAUGUGGAAAGAUAAAUCAUUUAACUAUGCCUAUUUUCUGUGGUUCGAAGAUCAAUCGACGGGCUCCAGUCGGUCUAUAGAUUUGGAGCAACAUUUGAAUUUGCCUUCCGCCAACUCAGCGAAUUCAUUUAAACCCAACUUUGAGCCGGGUCUACUGGCAGGCGAUUAUUAUCAAUUGCUGACAGAAAUUUGCUUCCCCAAGACUCCGGUGCAUAAAAUCAAAUGUUACGAACUGUUUUUGGUGCACUUGGGAUUGGUUACAGCCACCUGUGCCGUGGAACAUGCCAGGCGUCUGGUGGCCACCAUAGCUGACGUUGUGGGCGAUGACACUUUUUAAGCGAGAGCAGAGAGUUUUAAGAUGCGAAAAACCAAAAAGACUUAACUUAUUUUUUAUGUAAUAACUACAGAAAUAAAGUGCAAUAUUUAUAAA
Stomoxys calcitrans (stable fly) is the source of this 2040-nucleotide messenger RNA. It is a transcript of the gene HPS1, whose product is annotated as BLOC-3 complex member HPS1. The record is from RefSeq and is a predicted model, not a curated record. Gene Ontology annotation, cellular component: BLOC-3 complex. Lineage: Eukaryota; Metazoa; Arthropoda; Insecta; Diptera; Muscidae. The transcript has a single exon. Gene Ontology annotation, biological process: vesicle-mediated transport. Bases 157 to 1947 code for a protein of 596 amino acids. Gene Ontology annotation, molecular function: guanyl-nucleotide exchange factor activity.